This is a messenger RNA of Dicentrarchus labrax (European seabass), 1506 nucleotides long. RefSeq names its product INO80 complex subunit E (gene ino80e). The coding region runs from base 91 to 831 and encodes 246 amino acids. Lineage: Eukaryota; Metazoa; Chordata; Actinopteri; Moronidae. The record is from RefSeq and is a predicted model, not a curated record. The transcript has 8 exons. Gene Ontology annotation, cellular component: nucleus; Ino80 complex. Gene Ontology annotation, biological process: chromatin remodeling.
GUAAGAAGAUGAAGAAGAAGAUGAUGAAGAUGGAAGAAGGCCCCGCCCAUCACGACGCAUGAAAACGACGUCACGAACGUAAACAAGAGCAUGUCGCACAGACAGACUCAAACAAGAGACAUGAACGGUCAGGCAGACGUCGAAGUUGACUACAAGCGAAAAUACAAAAACCUCAAACGAAAAUUAAAAUUUCUUGUUUAUGAACAGGAAUGUUUUCAGGAGGAGUUGAGGAGAGCACAGAGGAAACUUCUCAAGGUGUCCAGGGACAAAAGCUUCCUUCUGGACAGACUGCUGCAGUAUGAGAGGGUCGAUGAAGACUCCUCAGAUUCAGACGCAACAGUUUCUUCAGAAAACAGUGAAGGCGAAGGCCCCAGAGAGAGGGAAAGAGAACGAGAUGGAGCAAAGAAGCGAAGAAGUAGUCCUGGGGCGUGUCUUCCUUCAUCAUCCUCCCCUCAUCUCUCCCUGCUGUCCCGUCCUGGUGUAAAUCCCCUACAGUCGUCGGGCUCGGGACCCUACCUGAACACUAUGCCCUUCCCACCAGAGUAUUUGGCUCCCCCAGCUGAACGAAUGAAGAAAGAGAGAAAAACAAAGACGCCUAAAAACAAGAAAGAGACUACGGGGAAGGUUGUUGCCCCAAUGGCAGCUAAUUACCCAUCAGCUACCACGGCCCCUCCAACAGCCAGCGGCCCCUUCAGCUGGGUUCCCAGACAGAUGCUUAGCGGAGAUGCAGCUGAGGAGGAGGGAGACAGUGAUGGAGACAGCGACAGAGGAGAUGAAGACAGAGGGGAGGGAGACGAGGCUGAACUAGUCAUUGACAUCCCUAAUGAGUGAGCCUGACUGUGUGUUUACAUGUGUAGUACAUUUGUGUGUGUGUGUGUGUGUGUGUGUGUGUGUGUGUGUGUGUGUGUGUGUGCAAGUGAAAAACAGAACAUGGCUGAAUGUAUUUUCUGUUUUCAGUUGCCCAUUUUACAUUUUCAGAAGGAGAGCCAAGCUCCCCCCUGUGGACUUUUGCUACAUUGCACUCUCAAAAAUAUCUCCCUGAUAAAUGUGGUUUUCCAACAUUAUGUUAAGAAUACAAUCUGUGUAAGAAUAAAAUGUAGAGUUUGUAAGUUGUUAAGAAAAAUCCACAGCCACUGGGACGUUUGGAUACUUUGAUUGUAACACAGUUUCAAGCUGCUGCUGAUUAUUUUUUGUCUAAACAUUCUAGCAGUCAACAAACUGUGACUACAACUAGGUGUGUCCUGCACAGAGAGAGUGCUUGUUUGUUAACUGUUCUGCAUUUUGUAACCACCAUCUCAGACUUGGUAUAGAUGUUUCAAAUGUUAAAUCAUCUUUGCUUGUUACAGACUUUUACAGGUUUUUGGACCUGCCAUUUGUACUUUAUUGAUGUUUUUUUUAAAGAAAUUGUCAAAAAUCAAAGCUACUUCAUUUAAAUGGAGAUAUAUAUAGAUAUAACCUAUCAGGUUGUGUGUGUCAGAGAAUAAAAUGUAAAAAGUUAUCAUUAAA